Molecule: messenger RNA, 1474 nt
Organism: Prorocentrum cordatum
Lineage: Eukaryota; Dinophyceae; Prorocentrales; Prorocentraceae
Source: the annotation of a GenBank genome assembly
CCCGGAGUGGCUCCCCGCCUCUUUUCGAGCCGCAAUCCAUCGCCUUCGGGAAUUUGGGCUCGAGCGCGUUGCGCGCAUGUCUUGGCCAAGGGGGUUAUCGGAUCGACCCUCCGCUUGAACCUAUACAUACGCAGCCUACUUUACAUACGAACAACGUACUGAGCGCAGCAAGCCCGCCAUGGUCAGAAAGGCGCUCGACGUGGACCCGGCCGUCCUCUCUGUCGAGAAAGGCACCUACGGCACCCUCGAGGGGCCCCAGGAGGGCGCCGACCUCAAGCCGCCCGUCCUCCUGGUGCACCUCGCGCUCUGCAGCGGCUACGCGCUCUUCGGCGGCGGCGCCAUCGUGGGCAAGUUCGGGGUGCACGGCUCCAACCCUAUCAUGUUUGAGCUCGCCAGGGAGUCCAUCAGCGUCUGCCUCCUGCUCGCGGCCGUGUGCUUCACGGGGCAGGCCCUGCUGCCGGAGCGCGCGGACGCGCCCAGGAUACUGCUCGGCGGCCUGUCCUUCUUCACGAACCAGAUCGCCUGGUUCGUCGGCCUGAAGCUGGCCGACCCGGUCGCCGGCUCGGCCUGGCAGGCCUUCCUGCCCAUCAUGACCACCGGGCUCUCCAUCGCCAUGGGCCAGGCCAAGAUCGAUGCGCAGCAGGCGCUGGGCAUCAUGGUCGCUGCAGGCGGCGCGAUCCUGAUGGUGGUCCUGGACAGCACGGUGUCGCAGGCCUUCGACGCGGAGACCGACAGCAACUGGGUGGCGAAGUUCGCAAGCCACGUGGUAUUCUGCUUGGGCAUCUUGGGUACGUCGGCCUACUUCCUGGUCAACAACAACCUCGGCAGCAAGUAUUCCGCGUGCGCGACCGUGAUGUGGUCCAACAUGAUUGGCGCCACCCUGCUGCUGCUCACCCAGUGGCUGGCGCUCUCCUGCCCGCCCCUGAUGGGCCUGCUGUGCUACAGCAGCCUGCCGAGCCUCCAGGCCAAGUGCCUCGCCCAGGGCUUCAGCGUCCCCGCGGAGGUCCUCCCACCCCUGAGCUACGAGGUGGUGAUCUGUACCAUCGUCGCGUGGCCGCUGCUGUCGUGGGCCAACCAGAACACGGACCCGUCCGUCACGACCGUGUACAUGGGCAUGCACCCGGUGACGUCCACUUUCAUCUCGGCGGCCCUGGUUUGUGUGUACGGCGUCGAGUGGGGGAGGCGGUUCGACAUGGCCCUGCCUGGUUGCAAGGAUUUCGGGGUGUUGCUUAUCGUCCUUGGUUUGCUGAUCACGUUCCGCAGCGAACAGGCUCUUCGCGCCCAUCACCGAUCACCCCAGGAUGCACACUUCGAGGUAGGUAGUCACUGUGAUGCUCGUUCAAGCACGGCGCCUUUCUCCUCCACUCCACCAUCUUCAGACAAUGGGAGAAGCUGGACACGUUGCAGCACCAGAUCAGUUAGAAGAUCCCUUCUCGCUUAGAGUGUGUUGAGACGUACCCGUCCGACCAUGCCG